Messenger RNA from Equus quagga, 4584 nucleotides. RefSeq names its product growth differentiation factor 11 (gene GDF11). Bases 1 to 1215 code for a protein of 404 amino acids. The transcript has 3 exons. Gene Ontology annotation, cellular component: extracellular region. NCBI's taxonomy places the organism in Eukaryota, Metazoa, Chordata, Mammalia, Perissodactyla, Equidae. Gene Ontology annotation, molecular function: growth factor activity; cytokine activity. The record is from RefSeq and is a predicted model, not a curated record. Gene Ontology annotation, biological process: SMAD protein signal transduction.
AUGGUGCUCGCGGCCCCGCUGCUGCUGGGCUUCCUGCUCCUCGCCCUGGAGCUGCGGCCCCGGGGGGAGGCGGCCGAGGGCCCCGCGGCGGCGGCGGCGGCGGCGGCGGCGGCGGGGGCCGGGGGGGAGCGCUCGAGCCGGCCGGCCCCGUCCGUGGCGCCCGAGCCCGACGGCUGCCCCGUGUGCGUGUGGCGGCAGCACAGCCGCGAGCUGCGCCUGGAAAGCAUCAAGUCGCAGAUCCUGAGCAAACUGCGGCUCAAGGAGGCGCCCAACAUCAGCCGCGAGGUGGUGAAGCAGCUGCUGCCCAAGGCGCCGCCGCUGCAGCAGAUCCUGGACCUGCACGACUUCCAGGGCGACGCGCUGCAGCCGGAGGACUUCUUGGAGGAGGACGAGUACCACGCCACCACUGAGACUGUCAUUAGCAUGGCCCAGGAGACCGACCCUGCGGUGCAGACAGAUGGCAGCCCUCUCUGUUGCCAUUUCCACUUCAGUCCCAAGGUGAUGUUCACAAAGGUACUGAAGGCCCAGCUGUGGGUGUAUCUACGGCCUGUGCCCCGCCCAGCCACAGUCUACCUGCAAAUCUUGCGACUGAAACCCCUAACUGGGGAAGGGACUGCAGGAGGAGGGGGUGGAGGCCGGCGUCAUAUCCGUAUCCGCUCACUCAAGAUUGAGCUACACUCGCGCUCCGGCCACUGGCAGAGCAUCGACUUCAAGCAAGUGUUACACAGCUGGUUCCGCCAGCCACAGAGCAACUGGGGCAUCGAGAUCAACGCCUUUGAUCCCAGUGGCACAGACCUGGCUGUCACCUCCCUGGGGCCAGGAGCUGAGGGGCUGCAUCCUUUCAUGGAGCUUCGAGUCCUAGAGAACACAAAACGGUCCCGGCGGAACCUGGGCCUGGACUGCGAUGAGCACUCAAGUGAGUCCCGCUGCUGCCGCUAUCCCCUCACAGUGGACUUUGAGGCUUUCGGCUGGGACUGGAUCAUCGCGCCUAAACGCUACAAAGCCAACUACUGCUCCGGCCAGUGCGAGUACAUGUUCAUGCAAAAGUAUCCACACACCCACUUGGUACAACAGGCUAAUCCAAGAGGCUCUGCUGGGCCCUGCUGUACCCCCACCAAGAUGUCCCCAAUCAACAUGCUCUACUUCAAUGACAAGCAGCAGAUUAUCUACGGCAAGAUCCCUGGCAUGGUUGUGGAUCGCUGUGGCUGCUCCUAAGGUGGGGGACAGAUGAUGCCUCCCCCACUGACCCUACCCCUAGACCCCCAGCCCUGACUCCCAUACCCCCAGGCCCUCGAGCUCCCUCCACCUCUUCCCACGAACAUCACACCUUGUUCCCUGCCCAAGCAGUGUGCAAUACAACAGAGGGAGGCAGGUGGGGAUUGAGGGGUGAGGUGUUUGGGGGAAAGGGAGAAGAGGAGGGGGCAUGGUCAGGUGGGGAGUGUUUGAGGUUUGCAGGUAAGAAGGUUUGGCAAGAAGACAGAGAGACGUAGAGACAGAAGUAGAGCAGAGGGAUAGAGACAGAGGAACAAAAAGAGCAGUGGUGAGGAAGCAAAGGGAUAGAGAGGCAGGAGAGACAGAGACUAGGCAGAGAUAAACAAUGAGAAAGAGACCGAAAUGGAGUAACAAGAGAAAAACCCACACCAAGCCUCCUUUCUUCCACUGGCAAGGUGAGGGGUUUGGUAUGGUUUGGGGAGAUCCCCUGACUACCAUUCUCAGUAGGAGAAGAAAUCAGAAGUCCAUUCGUAGCUUCUUCCCUUUCUCCCUCCAGCACUGGCUGGGGGAAGGGAAGUGAGGGCAGGGGCAAAAGCAAGGAUUUUGGAAUUUUAUUUAUUUAUUUAUUGUGACUUUUCAUUUUUUGGUGUUUGGCUUUACUGAAAUAGAAGGGCCCCCGCCCACUGUGCCCCAUUUGCCCCUUAUUCCCCAAACCCUGUUCUCCCUCAAUACCCACCUUCUUAAGCACUUGUAUAAAGCCUCCAGGGUUGGGAAUGGGAGUAGAAGGCAAGAGGGCUGACACAUGGAAGUUUCUAAUCCAUAAUCACCCUACUUAACCUUCCUGAGCCAAACGGGUUGAAGUGAAUUCCAGCAGUCACAGAAACUGUAAGAGGUUAGGGUUUAGGAGCUGGGGGGUUGGAGGGGAAAGCCCUCAACAUCCAGGAUCUAUAUGAAAGCCACUAAACUAACCCUCAGGUCCACUCUCAUAGUAUUGAGUUAUUUCGCCAGAGGGUAUGGCCUGCUUAAGCCCAAAUUCCCCCCAGCCAAGAGAGAGACCAAAGAGCCUGUGGAAUGCCCCUGCUCCCAGCCUCUAUCUUCAGGUCAAUAAAAGAAAAGUAUAGAAAUCCCAGAGUCCCUGGGUCUGGGAAGGGUUAGGAGUCGUCAAGAAAGGAGGCUGAAGGUUACAGGGCGUUUGAAUCCAAAUCACUGCUCUGGGCUAGGGAAUACAGCCAGCAGACCAAGGUGGAAGGGAUUCUGGAAGGGGGACAUUUUAGUCCCCAACCCCAAAGCUCAGGGUGGAAGCAGGGAGAACAAGGGAGCAGAGUGUCUAUAAUUAUUUUUAUCUUUUAUUUUUGGAAUCUAGUAGUACCUGGCAGUAGGGAGGGGACAAAACAGUAGGGAGAAGCAUCUGACAAGGCCAGUUAGAGCCGAGGAUGGGAAGGAUGGAGACUCCCUGGUUUGGAAGGCUAGGAAGCAGGCAGGGAUGGGUUGCCACUCCAAGUCAUUAGCUGGGCCUAUUCGUUCCUCCCACUAUCCUGUUCCACCCUCCUCUGGACUCACUGUGCCUCAGUUUCUUCCCCUCGAUGGAAUGAGAAAUAGCAGCACCCGCCACAGCCAAGAGAUGAAUUCUGAGCACUUACCACGGGCACUUUAUGGACAUAAAAUACCUCUCGCUGUGGGACAGAUAACCAGGGCACCAGAGUAGUGGUGAAGAGAUGUGAGGCUUAGAGGAGUCGCGGGCUUCAGAGUACAAGUUCCCCUCUGCCUCCCAGCUGGACAGUGCCUGAAGCCAAGGAGUUGAGAAUCUCCUGAUCCAUACCCUAUCCAUACCUCACCACCAGACCUCUUGGUUCCAGGCAAGAGCCUAGAGGAUGUCAGGAGAGGAGGGGGAAAGAACCUUCAGCAAACUGUCACUCUAAGUAGAGCCAGCAGUUAUGGGUCUGAUGCAAACAGUACUGAAGUAAAGGCCAAGCUGGAGAGCUGACCUGGAAGGCUUGUUCUUCCCAAGAGCAUGACUCUCCCGCCUGGCCCAACGAGUGGAAGGGGCAAAGGUAUGUGACCACCCUUGGGAAGGUGACGGUGAGCUUUAGCAUCUUAUUCCCAUUCCCACAGUGAACAAGUGAGAUGAGGUGUUUCGGUACAGGAAUGGGCAGGGGCUGUUAAGCAUUUCAACUCGCCUCCUCCCAUAUAGCAGCUGUGCUAACCCCCAGCCUCUCCUCUCUGGCCCUGUUCUUGACCCUUCCUUCUGCCCCAAUCUUGGAGAACGAGAUACACCUGACCAUCAACACCAUUCACAUUUCCUUGGUGGGAGGAGAGAAGCAGAGAAGUGAAGAACAGAAGAUGCCUCCUCCAAGGUCAAAUGCUCAUGUCUCUUGAUCUUGGUACAGGGUGGGGGUUAGGUAAUAGGCCUCAGGUGACCUCCCCAAAUUCUAGAGAGCUGGGACAUUAGACUUGGGGGACACCUAGAAUAUGCCCCUUUAAUACCACCAAAUAAAGACCUUUGGUGGUGGUGGUGGUGGUCUUUCUCUUAUGAACAUAAAUCUAUGAGUUGAAGUCUCAUUACCCUGGUCCUACUCACCCCAAAGAGGCAUGGGGUAAAGAGGCUUGGGGACACAGCCUAGAGACCUAGUGGGAACUAGCACCCCCCAUCUCCCACCUUAUAAUGUGUGUGGACCUGGCCAGUGCCCCUCCGAUCAUAAUUAGUGUAAUUAUUAUUUACUUUGUGUAUUUGUUACACUGUGUGUGUGAUUGCCUUUGUUUGUUAAGGGUGUCUGAGGAGUAUGGGGCUGCCAGGGGCACUGGAAUGCCGGGAAAGGACUUCUUCACUGAGAUCAAGGCCUCCUGGAGGGAACCAUUGCAAAAAGGCCAUCAGGCAGUUUCAAGUUAUGUGACAGAGGGCAAAGAUGGCCAUAGGGUGCUCUGAGUUUUGGGAUGGUCACAUGACACAAUCCAGCACUUGAACCUGAAAAAGGAAAAAUAAAAGCAGUCAAAGAGUUUAGAAUUCAGUGAUGAGCUCUUCUCCCUAAUCAAGCGCCACAUUUACACCUGGGACACCAGGAACAGAAGAGGAUCUGAGAGGAUGAAACCUUGUGCUCAAGGACUAAGAAGAUAGGGAUGUUUGGAGCAAGGAAAAAAACAAUAGGGGCAUUUGGGAUGAAGGUCGGGACAUGCAGCCCAGAGGACGAGCAGAGGAUGGGAAAGGGAGGACACCUAGAACAACUCUUCUCUUGAGAGCUUGACCCACAACAGUCUCAAAGGUUACAAAAACUCUCUCCCAGCCUCCACAGAAUAGAAGAUGUAGAAGUUCUCUUGAGAUGAUCCAGCUAAUGUCUAUCCUAUUCUGCAGUUCCCUGAUCCUACGUUUCCUCAAAG